AAACAAAAACUUAAAAAAAUGCGAAGGCACCUAAAAUGGAAAAUUCCCUGUAUAAGUGGUUUUUAAAACAACGGGAAAAUCAUGUCCCAGUUAGUGGCGAAGUACUUAAACAGAGAGCGAGACUGUUAAAUGAAAAAAUGAAAGAAACUGAAAAUUUCGUAGCUAGUGAUGGCUGGCUAGAACGAUUCAAAACAAGAUAUGGAAUUCGACUGCUGUCUAUAUCCGGUGAAAAAUUAUCAGCCCAACCACAAUUAGUGCAACCAUUCAAAGAAAAAUUGAUGAAAACAAUUACCGAGCUAGAUUUAAGAAUGGAACAAAUUUACAACGCAGAUGUAAGUGGCCUUUAUUGGAAAAUGUUACCAGAGAAAACCUAUACUGCAUCAUUUGAAAAAUCUGCCCCGGGAAGAAAGCCGGAGAACCAGCGAAUAACGUUUCUAGCCUGCACUAAUGCUAAUGGUUCACACAAAAUAAAGCCACUGUCUGACAACGGGCAACUGGAUAUUUCAGGAGAAGGAGUAGAAAAUGUCAUGACCACCGAUUUAACUUUCGGUUACGCGUUGACGAAUGAAGCACCUCCUGAUAGUAUGUCAUCUUCAAAUUUUAUUUAA
Acanthoscelides obtectus is the source of this 608-nucleotide messenger RNA. The record is from the annotation of a GenBank genome assembly. NCBI's taxonomy places the organism in Eukaryota, Metazoa, Arthropoda, Insecta, Coleoptera, Chrysomelidae.